Molecule: messenger RNA, 390 nt
Organism: Molossus molossus (Pallas's mastiff bat)
Lineage: Eukaryota; Metazoa; Chordata; Mammalia; Chiroptera; Molossidae
Gene: ADIRF
Product: adipogenesis regulatory factor
Exons: 3
Coding region: 68-298 (76 amino acids)
Biological process (GO): positive regulation of fat cell differentiation
Cellular component (GO): nucleus
Source: RefSeq, a predicted model, not a curated record
UCCCUGCUGGGAGCAGGAUCAAUCAUCGUUCUCACUGCCCCUGACGACCUCGCAGACCCAGUCAGCCAUGGCCGGCAAGAGCCUGCAAGACCUGAAGCAGCAAGUGGAAGGGGCUGCCCAGGAGGCGGUGACCGCAGCCGGAGCAGCAGCUCAGCAAGUGGUGGACCAGGCAACAGAAGCGGGGCAGAAAGCCUUGGACCAGGUGGCUAAAUCCACCCAGGACACCGUGGACAAGACCGCUAACCAAGCCUCUGAGGCUUUCUCAGGGUUUGGGAAAAAAUUAGGCAUUAUGAAGUGAGAAAGGGCGCCAUGGGCAACUCCCCCGCGGGCCCUGGGCUGGGGCAGCUGCUGCCCCCUUCACCUGCCGCCUCAUUAAAGCACAUGUUCCUA